This is a messenger RNA of Penicillium diatomitis, 915 nucleotides long. RefSeq names its product aromatic alcohol reductase. Bases 1 to 915 code for a protein of 304 amino acids. The transcript is spliced from 3 exons. The record is from RefSeq and is a predicted model, not a curated record. Gene Ontology annotation, molecular function: oxidoreductase activity. NCBI's taxonomy places the organism in Eukaryota, Fungi, Ascomycota, Eurotiomycetes, Eurotiales, Aspergillaceae.
AUGCCUGCCUACAAGAAAGUUACCAUUGCCGGUGCGAGUGGAAGCAUUGGCUCGAUCAUUCUUCGCGGUCUACUCGCCACCGGCGACUUCAGUAUUACUGUGCUUUCCCGCAAAGACAGCGCGGCCUCAUUCCCCGACGGCGUCGCUGUUCGGAAGACCGACUUUUCUGAGAGUGAGCUAGAGACCAUAUUCAAAGGGCAGGAAGUUGUGAUCUCUGCUCUUGGUGCCACGGGGUUCGGGGAGCAAAAGAAGCUGAUUGACGCGGCUCUUCGCAGUGGUGUGCAUAGAUUCAUACCAUCUGAAUUCUCUGCAAGCAGUCAAAAUGAGGCAAUUGUCCAGCUGCUGCCACUAUUCGGGGCCAAGAAGGAAGUCAUUGAGUAUUUGAAAGCAAGUGAAUCGGCGGGUCUGACCUGGACGGGCAUUGCUACCGGACUGUUGUUUGAUUGGGGUCUGCUUAACGGCUUUCUUGGAUUCGACAUCCCCAAUCGAAGCGCAACUGUAUGGGAUGCGGGUGAGGAAAGCUUCACCCUUACGAACGAGUCCCAGCUGGCCAACGCUGUGAUCGCCGUCUUGCGGCAUCCCGACGGAACCCGUAACAAGUUUCUACACGUCGCGUCGGUGCGGGCGACUCAAAGUCAAAUUCUGGCAGCACUGGAGGCGCAGACAGGGGAGAAAUGGACGGUGCACAAGACCACUACCGAGCAGGAGUUGAGCGAGUCACGCAAGAAACUCACGGUUGGAGACUUUUCCGGCGCACUUGGUCUCGUUAGGGCUACGAGCUUCGGCAAGAUUCCAGGUUUACAUGCAGACUAUGUAAAGAGUGGCCUUAUCGCUAAUGAUCUUCUGGGCUUGAAACAGGAGUCUGUCGAGGGAACAGUCAGCCGACUUCUGACUGAGCAGGAAACCUUGAAGUAG